This is a messenger RNA of Penicillium expansum, 1068 nucleotides long. RefSeq names its product RTA1 domain-containing protein. The record is from RefSeq and is a predicted model, not a curated record. Bases 1 to 1068 code for a protein of 355 amino acids. NCBI's taxonomy places the organism in Eukaryota, Fungi, Ascomycota, Eurotiomycetes, Eurotiales, Aspergillaceae. Gene Ontology annotation, cellular component: membrane. The transcript is spliced from 2 exons.
AUGACCUUAAACAACUCGGAUACAGAGGCAAACCUCUACUUAUACAAUCCAAGUCAUAUUUUACCAGCUGUUUUUGCCGCCUUGGUCGGCACAUCUCUAUUCCUGCAUAUUUACCAAAACUACCGCUAUCGAUUUUGGCGCGUCACCUUCUUCAUCUGCUGGGGUGGAGCCUUAUUCACCGCGGGCUGGAUUCUCCGCUGUAUAUCGAGCUACCAUCCAGCAAACUUAAAUAUAUACAUCGCAUCAACAGUCUUCAUCUAUGUCGGCCCACCGGUUUACUCAGCGGCCGCAUAUAACCUCGUCGGGCGCCUCAUGAACUACCUACCAAUGCACGCAGUCCUUAACCCCAACCGCGUCCUCAUUUUCUUCGUCUAUGUCGGUGCUGCCGUGGAAGCAAUCACAGUCGCAGGAGCAGCCAAGAACGCCUCAGCCGGCUCCAAUCUGGACGAGUACAAGGCUGGCGGGACUCUCAUUGCUGCAGGACUUGUUCUUCAAGCAGUGGUCGAAUGUGUCGUGAUCGGGAUCGUUGCAACGGUGCAUGUCCGCUGCUCUCGCGCUCGGAUGCUCUCGCCAAAUGUCCGUAUGAUCUGCAUCACACUCUACGGGACAUCGACCCUCGUCUUGCUGCGAUGUAUCUUCCGCGCCGUCGAGGCAUUUGAGAUGUUUGGUAAUCUCGGCUGUAGGGAGAACUGCGGGCAUAUCCUCAGUAACGAGUGGUACCUAUAUACAUUUGAGCUUGGCCCGAUGCUUCUCUUCACGUGGUGGUUGAACUUGAUACAUCCUAGUCGAUAUCUCCCCCGCCAAAAGCUACGCUAUUUGUGUCUUGAUGGUCGCACGGAGCGCAUGGGCCCUGGCUGGAUUGAUCACCGCUCUCAGUGGGAGACUUUUGCCGAUCCGUUGGAUUUACAGGGGGUGUUCAAAGGUGCACCUUCUCAUGAGAAGUAUUGGCUGCGACAGGAUGAAUGGCCCGUGUGCAAGGAUGGUAGUUUUGCUAUGGGGACUGCUACCAAUACGAGAUCUGCAGGGAAGAACGAAAAGGACCUAGCUCCACUUAGUCCUCAUGUUUGA